AUGUUUAUCUCCGGAGUUCUUUACUGGUUUUGUUUUCUAUAUGGCGUAGUGCUGGCGCAACAUGAAGGUAUGAAUAUGGACAUGUCAGCUAAUCAUAUGCCAGGAAAUGAAAAAAAUGGAAGUUUAGAGCCUGUUCCACAUGAAAGUAAGCAUAACCAUGGGAUGCCAAUUCUCAUGACAGAUCUAACUCCUGCGGAGAGGAAAUACUGGGAAUCAUAUAAUACUACUACCUAUUUUACAAUGAAGACGGGGAAUAAAAAGGCUCUUACGUACCAUGCGGUGACAUUAUUUUCGGCAACGGUAGUAACGUAUCCUGUGAGUAUGGUAUUAAAAAGUGCUGGAUCGAACUGGUACCUGCCGAUGUUAGCUUCACAUUAUGCGGUACUUGCCUCUUCUCUUUUGGCGCUUUCAGCCUUUGAUCUCUCGUUGUCGGAAAGCCUUUAUCCUAAUAAUGUAUAUCGCAAGAUGACUGGUAUAUUGGUAGUAUUGGGAAUAGUGCACGCGGUAUCUGCGGUUGUUAGUUUCGCCGGAGGAAUGCUAUUAAACGAGGACAUCAAUAGAUUCCAUAAUCCUUUCAUCCCAUUGUCGAAUCUCGAUGAAAUGGGGAGGAAUAUUUCCGAUGCGGCUUCAUCUUCAUUUGCCUCAACAAUUAGGCAAGAUAAGUCCUCUAUGAGUGACAGCACGAGGGACGGAGUGGAACCUCCCAACGUGACGAGAAAUGACUCGUUUUCAAUUAACGAAUAUGUCGCCACACAAGACUUAGAGCAGGAUGAGCCAAAUUUGCGUAAUUGGUCUAACAAAAGAGUUUUCGGACAAAGCUAUAUGUCUAAAAUUCUCCAGGGAGCCUUUUUGCAAAAGUUAGCGCGCAACUUUGGAGCCGUUUUUUCAGUUGUAUUUAGCGUGACGAAUUUUGUCCUGUUUAUAUACCUAAUAGUCUACAUGGUGAUAGGUGUUGCUGUGGGAAAUUUAUUUGGCAAAGAAAGGCACAUUUUCAAUCUUCUUGCGCACUGGAUCAAGGGCGGUGUAUUUAUUUUGCUAGGUAUCCUAUCUUUUGCCAGGUAUUGCGGUUUUGGCGUGGAAAGAGGUUGGGCGUGGAAUAACUUUAUCGUUUUGAAGAAUGAGGAUCAAAAUGCGUCUGUUUGGAAUAUAUUCUCGUCGAAAAACAUCAUAACGAUGGAGGGGAUUGAGUCGUUUUUGAUUUUCUUUUAUGGGUCUACCAACGUUUUCCUUGAGCAUCUAGGAAAUUAUGGAGGAGCAUGGACUGCUAUGGAUCUACAGCAUGCUUCUAUUGCAUUUAUGUUUAUCGGAUGCGGGCUAUGUGGUCUUCUUACAGAGUAUCUGUUACGCGAAUGGAGAUGGAAUCAGGUAAUGAAGGCUACAAAAGUCAAUAAGACUGCCGUAUCUUCAGCUACGCCUGGGUUCUCCCCUAAUCCUUUCCCAACAAUGACCAUUUUCUGGACAGGUUACCUAAUGUCUCAGCAUGAGCAGUCGUCGCACUUAUCCACUGCCGUCCAUAUGCAAUGGGGUAAUUUAUUAUCCUACGGGUCUGUAUUCAGGCUCUUCACUUUUCUUUACUUGACCUUCAAACCGUCCGUAAACUGUGGUCCCACAUUCCCUUUCACCGAAGUAAUUACAUCGUUCUGCUUAAUAUGCGGCGGUCUAAUAUUUAUGGAAUCCACCGAACAGGUAGUAUACGGCAUGGAAUAUCGAGGUCUCACACCAAUGUUCACGUUCAACGUCAGUGUUGGUGUUGUAGCGCUCCUAAUGGCUUGGGAAAUGUCACUUUUCUUAUGGAAGAACUGGUUGGUAAAAAAUCGGAACUAA
Eremothecium sinecaudum is the source of this 1824-nucleotide messenger RNA. RefSeq names its product Tvs1p (gene TVS1). The coding region runs from base 1 to 1824 and encodes 607 amino acids. The record is from RefSeq and is a predicted model, not a curated record. The transcript has a single exon. NCBI's taxonomy places the organism in Eukaryota, Fungi, Ascomycota, Saccharomycetes, Saccharomycetales, Saccharomycetaceae.